This is a messenger RNA of Alexandromys fortis (reed vole), 5534 nucleotides long. RefSeq names its product rubicon autophagy regulator (gene Rubcn). Gene Ontology annotation, cellular component: early endosome; late endosome. The record is from RefSeq and is a predicted model, not a curated record. Gene Ontology annotation, biological process: negative regulation of endocytosis; negative regulation of autophagosome maturation. The transcript is spliced from 20 exons. NCBI's taxonomy places the organism in Eukaryota, Metazoa, Chordata, Mammalia, Rodentia, Cricetidae. Bases 576 to 3284 code for a protein of 902 amino acids. Gene Ontology annotation, molecular function: phosphatidylinositol phosphate binding.
GGGAGGGGAGGGGGGCUACCGAGACGAAGCGAGGGCCAGAGCGACCCACGCGGAACUGGCCCCUAGCGGCCCUUGCCGGCCGGGGGCUCCGCUCCAGAACCGCAGCCUGUGGCGCCGUGCAGAGCCGCUGUCCUAGCGCCUGGACGUUCCGCACCAGUGGCAGCGGCUGGACCCGAGCGUCUCCGGAACCGAGCUUGAAACACCAGCCUGGUCUUGCGUGUUCUCCUGGUCCCUCCUGCUGCGAAAAGACUCGGCACGCCCCUCUCCACUGCAGUCUCGGGAGGCUCGACAGACCCCCCGGAGUUCCCUCGUCCGCCAGCAAAAGCUGCGGUGACAAUCUUGUGUCACCUUAACAAUUAAAGUAAAUGCUAAUGUAUCUGCACCAUCUCUCAGUCGGUACUCUAUAAAUCUUUGGCACGGUACUAUAUACCUUAGUAAGAUCUCAUCUUCCCGUGGAAGGGAGAGAGCAUUGGCAGUUGCUGGGUAAUUUGAAGACUACUGUGGAGGGUUUGGUGUCAGCCAACUGCCCCAAUGUCUGGUCCAAGUAUGGUGGCCUGGAGCGGCUUUGCAGGGACAUGCAGAACAUUCUAUAUCAUGGGCUCAUCCAUGACCAGGUGUUUAGCCGCCAGGCGGAUUACUGGCAGUUUGUGAAAGACAUUCGGUGGCUCAGUCCGCACUCAGCCCUUCAUGUUGAGAAGUUCAUCAGCUUGCAUGAGAAUGACCAGAGCAGCACCGAUGGGAGCGAGCUUGCUGUUGCAGAGCUCUGGCUGCAGCACAGCCUGCAGUGCCACUGCCUCUCAGCCCAGCUCCGGCCUCUGCUUGGGGACAGACAGUAUAUCAGGAAAUUCUACACAGAAACUGCUUUCCUGCUAAGUGACGCCCACGUCACAGCCAUGCUCCAGUGCCUGGAAGCAGUGGAACAGAACAACCCCCGGCUCCUGGCUCAAAUUGAUGCAUCUAUGUUUGCCAGAAAGCACGAGAGCCCGCUGCUGGUUACAAAGAGCCAGAGUCUGACGGCUCUGCCUGGUUCCACGUAUACCCUUUCAGCUAGCUGUGCUCAGCAAUCCUGCUUUGGGUCCUCCUCUAGCCUCCACCAAUCCAUGGCCACCCACAGCUCAGAAAGAAGAUCCACUUCCUUUUCGCUUUCUGGCCCUCUCUGGAGACCUCAAGAAGACAGAGAGCUCUCACCAGCGGAGAGUCAAACCGCCCAAGCUCCGCUGUUUUCAGACUCAGCUCUAGCCCAGGGUUCCCCACUGACCCCACAUGAGAUGAGUUCCAGCACUCUGACCAGCCCCAUAGAGGCAUCCUGGGUCAGCAGCCAAAAUGACUCUCCAAGUGAUGCCAGUGAGGGGCCUGAGUACCUGGCCAUUGGCAACCCAGACCCCCGUGGCCGGACUGCCAGUUGUCAGAGCCAGAGCAGCAAUGCUGAGAGUAGCAGCUCUCCCUUGUUCUCCUCCAGCAGCUCGCAGAAGCCAGAUUCUGCUGCUUCUUCUUUAGGGGACCAAGAGGCAGGUAGGCAGGGUCAGCCAGGCAGUGUCCUGCGCAGGUCCAGCUUCUCAGAGGGGCAGACAGUCCCUGUCGCCAACGGGACAAAGAAGAGCCACAUUCGCUCCCAUUCGGAUACUAACAUUGCCUCCAAAGGAACCGCAGAGAGUGGUCAGUACCUGUGCUCAGGAGAAGGCAUGUUUCGAAGACCAUCAGAAGGACAGUCCCUCAUCAGUUACCUCUCUGAGCAAGACUUUGGCAGCUGUGCAGACCUAGAAAAGGAGAAUGCUCACUUCAGCAUCUCAGAGUCCUUGAUUGCGGCCAUCGAGCUGAUGAAAUGCAACAUGAUGAGCCAGUGUCUAGAGGAGGAGGAGGUAGAGGAGGAAGAUAGUGACAGGGAGAUCCAGGAACUGAAGCAGAAGAUCCGCCUUCGGCGCCAGCAGAUCCGCACCAAAAACUUGCUCCCCGCAUACCAGGAGACUGAGCAUGGAAGCUUCCGGGUCACAUCCAGCAGUUCCCAGUUCAGUUCACGUGAUUCCACACAGUUCUCGGACUCUGGCUCUGCUGAUGAUGUUGACGAGUUUGAAAUCCACGAUGGUAGUGAAGGCUCUAACCUGACUCACAUGUCAAAGAGUGGACUCUCAGUGUCAGUGGCCUCGAUGUUCUCAGAUGCUGACAUGAGGCGGAGUGCAGUCUCCAAUGGCAAACCAUCCAUCUCCCAGAACUUCUCCCAUUGCUUCCUGCACUCCACAUCUGCUGAGGCAGUGGCCAUGGGGCUUCUGAAGCAGUUCGAGGGCAUGCAGCUUCCAGCUGCCUCCGAGCUGGAGUGGCUAGUUCCAGAGCACGAUGCCCCGCAGAAGCUCCUGCCCAUUCCCGACUCACUGCCCAUCUCACCUGAUGACGGGCAGCAUGCGGACAUCUACAAGCUGCGUAUCCGUGUCCGUGGCAACCUGGAGUGGGCUCCACCUCGGCCUCAGAUCAUCUUUAAUGUUCAUCCAGCUCCGACGAGGAAGAUCGCUGUAGCCAAGCAGAAUUACCGCUGUGCAGGCUGUGGCAUCCGGACUGACCCCGAUUAUAUCAAGCGGCUGCGGUACUGUGAGUACCUGGGCAAGUACUUCUGUCAGUGCUGCCACGAGAACGCCCAGAUGGUCGUCCCCAGCCGGAUCCUGCGCAAGUGGGACUUCAGCAAAUACUACAUCAGCAACUUUUCCAAGGACCUGCUCAUCAAGAUCUGGAAUGAUCCUCUCUUCAAUGUGCAGGACAUCAAUAGCGCCCUCUACAGGAAGGUCAAGCUGCUCAAUCAAGUCCGGCUGCUGCGGGUUCAGCUGUACCACAUGAAGAACAUGUUUAAGACCUGCCGGCUGGCCAAAGAGCUUUUGGAUUCCUUUGAUGUAGUUCCUGGCCACCUGACAGAGGAUCUCCACCUGUACUCACUGAAUGACCUGUCUGCGACCAAGAAGGGGGAACUGGGACCCCGGCUGGCUGAGCUCACCAGAGCAGGAGCUGCGCACGUAGAGAGAUGUAUGCUGUGCCAAGCCAAAGGCUUCAUCUGUGAGUUCUGCCAGAAUGAGGAUGAUGUCAUCUUUCCUUUUGAGCUCCAGAAGUGCCGGACCUGCGAAGAGUGUAAAGCUUGUUACCACAAAGCUUGCUUCAAGUCUGGAAGCUGCCCCCGGUGUGAGCGGCUGCAGGCCCGGCGGGAGUUGCUGGCCAAGCAGAGCCUGGAGUCCUACCUGUCUGACUAUGAGGAGGAACCCUCAGAAGCCUUGGCUCUAGAGGCCACUGUCCUAGAGACCACUUGAAGAAUGCACCUGACCCUUUGUCUGAGGGGCUGCCUAGGGUCAACCGAUGUAGAACUGAGCCACUCCUCCAAGAAAGGUGGUGGGGCCUUUAAAAAAUAUAUUGUCAUUUUUUUUAUGACUUGUCUGCUGUCCAGGUGUAGGGCACCUUUAUUGUUUGGUGGGUCUAGUCUGUUGUGACAGAUAUCUGUGAGCACUGGGCAUUUCCGUCAGAACUGCCCCUUGGAGUGCCUCUUGUCAGGAGAAUGGACAGCGAGACCCAGUUUCUCUGACAUGCUUGGCUGUUCGACUAGGCCCAGAUCUGGUUACAGCCGCAGCUCAAGGAUCAUUCCCACUCUUGACUUAGCGCCCUAGCUCCUGAGCCAGGCCCUUCUCAGCCGAUGCCCUUCUCCUUUGCGGCUGAAACAGGAAUGGAGUUUCCCUGUCCCAGUCCUGAAAGAGAACAAGACCGUGCCCUGAGGCAUGGGAGAGAAUGGGCUACAUGGCGGGCAUUCUGUCCAACUGACUUAGGCAUUUGGGGGGCGGGUAAGAACAGAAUCAUUAUUGUCCCAGAAUCCUCAGAGACCUCAAGGAGGCAAGCAUGACUUCCCUGUUUCAGGUGUUGCAGGCACAGGUGGACACAAGCUGGCUUGUGUACUCUGCUGGGCUUGAAGCAAAGAGCAGAACUGAACCUUAGGCCAGGCCCAUUCGUAGCCAGCACCACACACAUAAGUGAGGCAGCAGCGGGUGCCUAAGGAGCCUUUAUUGGGAUACAGGUUAAUGGGCGCCUCUUGGGUGUUCGGGCUCUCAGUAACCAGCCUGAGUGCAGGUGUGCUUCCAGCUCAGGCAAGGAUAAAAACCCCACCCACCAUCCUAACCCUAAUGUGGGUCCCUUACUGCUCUGUGUGGUUCUAAGCAGAGGCAUGACCCCACUGCACUCUCCGUCCCCUUCCCCCAGCAGAGCUGGGGCCCUCCCUCUGGCUGAUCUCUUGCCUUAGUUUCUUUUCUCACUUAGUAGCUUUAGAGAACUCGACAGUUUGUGAAUGUUUCUGUUUGCUCAGUAACAGGAGCCUUUAUGCCGUUUAUGCACUUAACUCCUCGGUAAUGUAUGUUGGACCAUCUAUUUCAUGUUACUGAUUUUAAUACACUCCUCCCCGUCACUUAAUGUGCUUUCCCUGGGGUUUCCUAGACUAGGCCAGACACAUCUGUUGGGUGUUUGAACUGCCGCAUGCGGCUAACUUCUGCGAGCACUGGCCGGGGUUGCAUCUCAGAGCCCGGUGUUCUGGGAGCUGCUGUCCACAGUGCUUUUGUUCUAGAACUGACUUUUUCCGUGUACCCGUCUUCCUGUAUCGGUUGCUAGUGAGAUAACCGGCCCAGGCACUGGCCCAGGAACUCAAGUAAAUUUGCACAUGGUUGGUAGAAGCUGGCAGGUCCUGCGCUCGAGGGAACAAGGGGUCUCCCAGAGAGACAGAAGGGAUGUUGACGUGACAGCCACACGGAGCUCUAGCAGAGCAGGAAGCACAUGGCAGAACUGGCCCGUGGCACCGUUCCUCUGCCUCACAUGGGAACUGACAGCAGCACUGGGCCGGGUGACUCGGACUGUUGGCUCAGUUGAGACAGAAAGCCGAGACCAAGGCUGUUUCGAAGGGCUGAUCAGGAAUCUCCCUUCCUUAAGGAGAUUUAGGAAUGAUCCCUUCGAACUCAAGUGUCACCGAGUCAGCCCUCGGAUUCAGACUCUGACUCCAGUUCCAGUUUGUGGCUGACUUCCCGUCCAGCUGCUCACUUCAGGUCACCGCUGCCGCCCAGGCUCUGCGUCCACACGGGCUCCAGCUGACCUCAGUGUCCCCACGUCCCCAGCCCGUUCCUCAGGAUCACGUCUCUUAGUGCUCCUGAUUCUGUGCUGUCGUUACCGUCCAAGUACACACGUUUAUUUAUUUGGGAGUGGGGGAGACGGGAGGCUACGAAAGCACUUUGUCCCGCUGUGGGGACUCUGAACGCUCUGCAGAGCGAGGUGGGAGGGGAGCACCCUCUGUACAAAGGGAAGCAUUUGCUCCUGAGGUGGAGACAAGCUCUGAGGCACUCAGGGGUGUGGAAGCCCCUCUGCACUUAGGGGGCUCUUACCAGCUUCCUCAACCAAACUAACAGAAAGGGAGCAAGAGUUGGAACAAAAACAUCCGUUUGUGUACAGCUUGUGCUUUGAACUGGACUUUCACCUGCUGUAAUGUGUGCACAUCCUAACCAUUCAUGGUCAUCUAAUAAACUAAGGAAAUUAAA